GGCGGGGUUGUCCGCGGCGGGGUUGCAAAUAGGACGCGGGGCCUAGAGGUAGCGGGAGUGAUUUGUAGGCGGAGCGAUCGGCCUGCAGGCCCCCGCAUCAGGACCUGAAGGCGUCCACGCUUUGCCGGGGCGCGGUGGGAAGUGGCCCGAGGCUGUUGGCGAGGAUGCCGUACUUAGGCUCGGAGGACGUGGUGAAGGAGCUGAAGAAGGCUCUGUGUAACCCUCACAUUCAGGCUGAUAGGCUGCGCUACCGGAACGUCAUCCAGCGAGUGAUUAGGCACAUGACACAGGGCUUGGACGUGUCUGGUGUUUUCAUGGAAAUGGUGAAGGCCAGUGCCACUGUAGAUAUUAUUCAGAAGAAAUUGGUUUAUCUGUACAUGUGCACAUAUGCCCCCCUGAAACCAGAUCUGGCGCUCCUGGCCAUCAACACACUGUGCAAAGACUGCUCAGACCCUAACCCGAUGGUGCGAGGGUUGGCACUACGGAGCAUGUGUAGCCUCAGGAUGCCUGGUGUGCAGGAAUAUAUCCAACAGCCCAUUCUCAAUGGUCUACGAGAUAAGGCUUCGUAUGUCAGGAGGGUAGCAGUCCUUGGCUGUGCCAAGAUGCACAAUCUUCACGGAGACUCUGAAGUGGAUGGUGCCCUGGUAAAUGAGUUAUACAGUUUGCUGCGUGACCAGGAUCCAAUUGUGGUUGUGAACUGCCUGAGAUCCCUAGAGGAAAUUCUGAAACAGGAAGGAGGAGUGGUCAUCAAUAAGCCCAUCGCCCACCAUCUCUUAAAUCGAAUGUCAAAACUGGACCAGUGGGGCCAAGCUGAAGUGCUGCACUUUCUGCUGCGCUACCAGCCCCGCAGUGAGGAGGAGCUGUUUGACAUCCUCAACCUGUUGGACAGCUUUCUCAAGAGCGGCAGUGCAGGCGUGGUGAUGGGGGCCACCAAACUCUUUCUGAUCCUGGCAAAAAAGUUCCCUCACGUCCAGACCGAUGUGCUUGUGCGAGUCAAGGGACCUUUGCUGGCUGCCUGUUCUUCCGAGAGCCGUGAGCUCUGUUUCGCUGCCCUGUGUCAUGUGCGCCAGAUCCUGCAUAGCCUGCCAGGUCACUUUAGCAGCCAGUACAAAAAGUUCUUUUGCUCCUAUUCGGAGCCCCACUACAUUAAGCUGCAGAAAGUGGAGGUGCUGUGCGAGCUGGUGAACGACGAGAACGUGCGGCAGGUGCUGGAGGAACUGCGAGGGUACUGCACGGAUGUGUCUGCUGACUUUGCCCAGGCUGCCAUCUUCGCUAUAGGUAACAUUGCCAGGACUUACACAGAUCAGUGUGUACAGAUUCUUACAGAACUGUUGGAGCUGCGACAAGAGCACAUUACCACAGUGGUGGUGCAGACUUUCCGAGACCUGGUUUGGUUGUGUCCUCAGUGUACCGAAGCUGUGUGUCGGGCCCUGCCUGGCUGUGAAGAGCACAUUCAAGACAGUGAGGGCAAGCAGGCUCUUAUUUGGCUACUUGGAGUCCAUGGGGAAAGAAUCCCCAAUGCUCCUUAUGUGUUAGAGGACUUUGUGGAGAAUGUGAAGUCAGAGACGUGCCCAGCUGUGAAGAUGGAGCUCCUCACAGCACUACUGCGCCUCUUCCUCUCCCGCCCUGCUGAGUGCCAGGACAUGCUGGGGCGUUUGCUACAUUACUGCAUAGAGGAAGAAAAGGAUAUGGCUGUGCGAGACCGUGGUCUCUUCUGUUAUCGCCUCCUCUUGGCUGGCGUUGAUGAGGCUAAGCGGAUCCUGUGCAGCCCGAAGUCUGACCCUUCUCUUCGUCUUCUGGAGGAUCAGGCAGAAAGACCUGUGAACAGCUGGGCCGCAGACUUCAACACGCUGGUGCCAGUGUAUGGCAAAGCCCGCUGGGCAGUGAUCUCUAAAUGCCAGGGGCCAGAGCGUUGUGGCCCAGAGCUUCCCAACACUGCGUCAUUUGCCACAUCAGGACCCCUGAUUCCUGAAGAGGACAAGGAGAGGGGACAAGAUCUCCCUGAUGCUGGAGCCCUCAUGCUUGUCCCCGACCGCCAGCUAACUGCUGAGUAUUUUGAGAAAACCUGGCUGAGCCUCCAAGUUGCUCAUCAGCAAGUGCUGCCUUGGCAGGGAGCAGUCCAUCCUGACACCCUCCAGAUGGCUCUACAAGUAGUAAACAUCCAGACCAUCGCCAUGAGCAGGGCUGGGGCCCAGCCCUGGAAAGCCUACCUCAGCGCUCAGGAUGACACUGGCUGUCUCUUCCUAACAGAACUGCUCUUGGAGCCCGAGACCUCGGAAAUGCAGGUCUCCGUGAAACAGAGUGAGGCAAGGACUGAGAUGCUGAACAGCUUUAUGUCUGUAUUAGAAACUGUGAUUGCAACGAUUGGAGAUCUGAAGUCCUGACAGAUCCUUGCCACUUUUCCUGAACGAGACAGACAGCUCUCAGAGUUCCUUAUCUCUGUCGUCAGAGCUGCUUGCAGGUCAGAUCGUAUCAGAGGCAGAGGAGAAUGGGAAAUCUAGGAAUCAGGAGUCUUAGAUUUUAGUCCAAAGACCGUUGACUUAUUCCUUUCAUACCCUUGGUGAUUGACCCCAUGUUUUAAUGAUGGUGUUACAAAGCUUAAUGUUGGGAAUAGGGUGAGGUUGGGAUUGGGGGUCUUUCCGAAUCUGUUUUAAGGACUGUGUUACUAAUUAAAGAUGGCUGCUCUCUGUGGAAACUGACAGGAGUCAUCAUUUGUGGGGCUCAUCUCUCUGGCCACUCCCCAAACACCCUCUCUCCUGGCAGAAGCAAACUGCUUGCAGUUCCCUGCGUGCACCAGGCUCGCUCUCACCCCUGUGCUUUAUCAUUUGCUGUUAUUUCUUUCCCAGAACAUUUCCUCACCCUCAUAUCUUCUUUAAUCCACACCCAGUGUGUCUUUCCGUGUUUAGCUCAUUGAUGAGCUCCUUCAGAAGCUUACUAUGACCCUACUGCCCUCAUUAAUGAGCCUGUUCAAGCUCUUAGAGCAGCCAGUGUAUCCCUCUCGCAGUACUAUUAGAAUCAUUUUGUCAUUCGUCCUCACCUUGUAUUUUAUUCAUACUUGACCACAUUUUAUACAUUGAUCUUGAAACUUAACAGCAAGAGCCAAUAUUGCAAAAUGAUGAUAAUUAAGAGAACAGGGAAAUAUUAAAAUUCCAGUUGAGAUCAGCCGAACUGGGAAUGGGGAAAUAGACACAUGUUCAGGCUGUAAGGGCCUACAUAGAUGAUGGAGUGGAACCUCGCAUUUGGCUCUAUAGGUGAUUUGGCACCUUUAGAGUGAAGAAAACAGCUAUAAAAUUGUCAUCAGAGAGGAAGAAAUACUCCAACUUUAAUUUCUUUAAGAAAACUGCAUGCUUCACAAAGCUGGCACUAAGUGUUAUAUGUAUGUGAUCUAUGGGAAGUUGGUAAAGGGUUUUAUAUGACUAUUUCUUACCAGUGUUCUUCAGUGAAAGCAGGGAGUAUAAUUUUAACAGGAAGCAUAAGUAAGGCAUUUCUCCAAGGACUUAGGAUAAUAUGAUCCAAGUAGAUAGCCUUCAUCAUCCAGCUUAAUUCCUGGGCUUCUAUGUAUCUACCAGAUACAUAGAUGAACUGCAUAGCUUUCAGAUAGUGUUUGACCCAUCACUAUCAGCUAGGCUCUUCCCAGGAGCAGAUAACAGACAGCUGUGACUUUUCUAGUUUUUCAAAGAGUCUUCCCCACUGGACAACUACUAAGGAUGAUGAAUAUGUUUCUUUCUCUCCGUCUCCACAGUGCCUACCUGUUUGUCAAGUGGCUAUAAGUAAUUAGAUUCUGGUGGAGUUUUGAGAUUGGUAUUUCAAGUAUGUUUUAUUGUAUUAUAUCCACUAUACAGAAAAUAAUGGGAUCCCAUCUAGACAGAUUUUCUUAAAAGUGACAAAAUUGACAUUUGGACUAGAUAAUUCUUUGUUGUACAGGGCUUUUCUGUACACUAUGAUUAUUUACAGCGUCUCUGGUUUCUGCCUGCUGGAUGCCUGUCAAAACCCCAGGCAUGUCAACAAAAAAUGGCUCCAGAUGUUGCCAAAGAUCCCCUGGGUGGGCACCACUGCCCCUAUUUGGGAACGAGGAUCUAGCUAGCAGCUGAAAAGGGAGUGAUCAGAACAGCUUCAGAAUUGCUUUGCCAUGUUUUUAUUUGUUCAGUUAAGCCUAUAAAUGUUUAAGUAGGUACUAAAAGAAAUGAAACUGAAGUGUUAAGAGCUUCCAAUUUAAAGUAUGACAAGGGAACAGAAUGCAGGUGGUGGAAAUUGAAUAAAUUAAUUGGCUUUUUUUUUUUAAAGACUACCAAUGUGACUGAAAUGUCAACCUAAAGAAAAUUAGGUAUGGCUCAGCAAUUUUGAAUAAAUAAUGUUAUCAAAGUGGUCUCGACUAUUAGAGCUCUUAGGAGAUUAAGUUUGGUGCCAGCAUUGUAGCUCAGAGGGUUAAGUCACUACUUGCAAGGCCAGCAUCUCAUGUCAGUGCUGGUUUGGAUGCCAGCUGUUCUGCCUCUGACCCAAUUCCCUGCUAGUAUGGAAAGCAGCAGAGGAUGGCCCAGGUGCUUGGACCCUUGCCACCCAUGUAGGAGACCAGGAUGGAGUUCCAGGCUCCAGGCUUUGGCCUGGGCCAGCCCUGUUCUUGCUGACAUUUGGGGAGUGAACCAGCAGAUGGAAGAUUUCUCUCUCCUCUCUCUGGAGCUCUGCCUUUAAAAUAAAUCUUUGGCCGGCGCUGUAGCUUAACAGGCUAAUCCUCCGCCUUGUGGCACCGGCACACCGGGUUCUGGUCCUGGUUGGGGUGCCGGAUUCUAUCCCAGUUGCCCCUCUUCCAGGCCAGCUCUCUGCUAUGGCCCGGGAAGGCAGUGGAGAAUGGCCCAAGUUUUUGGGCCCUGCACCCGUAUGGGAGACCAGGAGAGGCACCUGGCUCCUGGCUUCAGAUCAGCGAGAUGCGCCGGCCGCAGCGGCCAUUGGAGGGUGAACCAAUGGCAAAAAGGAAGACCUUUCUCUCUGUCUCUCUCACUAUCCACUCUGCCUGUCUAAAUAAAUAAAUAAAUAAAUAAAAUCUUUAAAAACAAAGAAAAUUAAGUUCUACUUAGUUGCUUUUUUGUAAUGUAAGAGGCAUAACUAGCAGAAUAUGAAGUUGUUGCUUUUGGAAACUAUGCUUUUUUUUUAAGAUUUAUUUUAUUUAUUUGAAAGAGUUACAGAGACAGAUACAGAGAAAGUGGUCUUCCAUCCGCUGGUUCACUCCCCAGAUAGCCGCAACGGCAGGAGCUGCUGUGGUCCGAAGGCAAAAGCCAGGAGCUUCUUCCAGGUCUCCCAUGUGGGUGCAGGGGCCCAAGGACUUGGCCCUUCUGCUGCUAUCCCAGGCCAUAGUAGAGAGCAGGAUUGGAAGAGGAGCAGCCGGGACUAGAACCAGUGCCCAUAUGGGAUGCUGGCGCUUCAGGCCAGGGCUUUAACCCACUGUGCCACAGUGCUGGGCCCCUGGAAACUAUACUUUUAUUAUUCGUUCAUUUUUAUUUGACAGAGAGACAGAAUGUGCUCCCAUCUGUUGGUUCACUCCCCAAAUGUCCAUAGUGGCUGGGCUAGGCCAGGCCAAAUCUGGGAAUCAGGAAUUUAAUCCAGGUCUCCUAUGUGCAUGGCAAGGACCCAGCCACGUAAGCCAUCACCUAUUACUUUGCAGGGUGAACAUUAGCAGGAAGUUGGUGCCAAAAGCAGAGGCAGGGCUUGAACCCAGGCACUCCAGUAUGGGAUGGAGGUACCCAAAGGGAUGUUUUAACCUCUAGUAGGGGUGGGGAAUCUUUUUUUCUGUCAAGGGCCAUCUGGAUAUUUAUAACGUUGCAGGCCAUGCAAAAUUAUCAACUUGGGGCCCGUGCUGUAGCAUAGCAGGUAAAGCUACUGCCUGCAGUGCCAGCAUUCCAUAUGGGCACCGGUUCAAAUCCCAGCUGCUCCACUUCUGAUCCAGUUCUCUGCUAUGGCCUGGGAAAGCAGUAGAAGAUGGCCUAAGUCCUUGGACCCCUGUAUCCGUUCCGGGUGGGAGACCCGGAUGAAGCUCCUGGCUUCUUGGCUUCAGAUGGGCACAUCUCCAGCCAUUGUGGCCAGUUGGGGAGUAAACUGGCAGAUGGAAGACCUCUCUCUCUCUUUCUCUCUGUCUCUGUCUCUCUCUGCCUCUGGCUCUCUGUAACUCUGCCUUUCAAAUAAAUAAAUAAAGCUUUAAAAAAUUAUCAACUUAAAAAAUUAGCUUGCUAUAGCUUUAUUGAAUUUGGAGUCCUGCCUGCAUUGGCCUUGGCAGGGCCAGACCAGUGAUUUCAUGGGGUCUAGUGCAGCCCUCGGGCCAGGUGUGCCCACUCCUGCUAGUCAAGCCGCUCACCCUGAAAGUGUACAGUUAAGUCUCAGUGAAGAGCUAGUAUCUCCUGUAGCCUGGUUUUACUAAUUUAUAAGCAAAAUGACUAAAGCUCAAGUAUUCCAUGAAGUUAAGUUUAAUUCUCUACUAUUCUGUCCGCUUAGGUGCACUGUCUUUAGCUUCUGCUGAUGUGUGAUUUAGGGAUGUGAUAAAAGUACAUGCUUACCUCUUAAAAUCCCUAAGAGUGUUUGAUACUGUCCUCUUACAACAGUGGCUUUCUGAGUUCAGUCUUAGCUGGUAGGUAAGCAGUUUGCAGCAUGUGGAACGAGUGCCUGUGGAGACAGUGGGUUUUUAGGACAUUGCAGAGGCCACCUUUUGCUUGGUUACUCACCGUGAUUUUAUUGUCACGGACCAGCGAUGAUUGUUUAUCACCAUUUCUCCUCUUUUUGAAGGGGAGUUCUGCCACAAUUAUUCUUUCUCAGAUAUUGAGUAGGGGGUGAGCGGACAUAGGACUUGUUUUCGUGGUUACAGGGCUCCAUGUUGAGAGGAGCAGCACCCAAGGACAGUCCUCCACAUCCACAUCCAUGCAGAUGACGAGAUCCUGAGCUUUGAGCCAGGGAUGUAAUGGUACAGGCUUUUAGGGGAGGGAUGUCAAUGGAGGGCAGCAAGGGAAACAAGUUGUAGUGAAAGAAUUCGAGCUUCAUCAUUUUUCAGGAAUAAUUAGAACCACGAUAUUAGAGCCGCAAGGGUAAAGGUGUGUGGGCUGGGAGGAAGAAAUGGUUCAGAAAGGUGUUGCAUUGAAGGCCCAGAGAGAAGUAAGUAAGGGGGGAAAUUCGCUCCAUGUUGCCCAUGAAAGCUUCUACUGUGUUUCUAUAGUUUUCCAACAUUGGUUAUAAAGGCUAACGCAAGGGGGCUGAUGCUGUGGUGUAGUAGGUUAAGCUGCCGCCUGCAGUGCUGGCAUCCCAUACGGGUGCUGGUUUGAGUCCCAGCUGCUCCUUUAACAAUCCAGCUCUCUGCUUACAGUCUGGGAGGACAGUGGAAGAAGGCCCAAGUGCUUGGGCCCGUACACCCACAC
Messenger RNA from Lepus europaeus (European hare), 7391 nucleotides. RefSeq names its product adaptor related protein complex 4 subunit beta 1 (gene AP4B1). Bases 165 to 2384 code for a protein of 739 amino acids. Gene Ontology annotation, biological process: vesicle-mediated transport; intracellular protein transport. The record is from RefSeq and is a predicted model, not a curated record. The transcript has 11 exons. Gene Ontology annotation, cellular component: clathrin adaptor complex; membrane coat. Gene Ontology annotation, molecular function: clathrin binding. Lineage: Eukaryota; Metazoa; Chordata; Mammalia; Lagomorpha; Leporidae.